AUGGAUAUUUUUCGUCGGAGAACUACCUUGGUCAUCCAUGAUCUGCUGGUUGCGACCCGGCUCGGACAAAAACAGCUCUUUUCGACCCUUCCUUGUCGUACAAAUUUUCACUCACGUCCUCAAACAGCUGUUGGCAAUAAAGAAUAUCUCAACCAGGACUUUCUGUUUGAAUAUACCGCUGGGCGUUGGCUUUGGGGUGAAGAAGAACAGUUAGCAGCUCACUAUGUGAAAUUCGAUGUUACAGCUCUUUGCCAGGUGGCAGCGGACGCCGUUGGUUCCCGCUCAUGUACAAAUAUCACGAAGUUGCCAGAGGGGAACUUCAAUAAGGCACUCCUACUUACCAUGGAUGAUGGAAAAGAAGUAAUUGCAAAGAUACCAAAUCCCAAUGCUGGGCAUCCGCACUUCGUGACGUCCAGUGAGGUGGCAACAAUGGAAUUUGUCAGAAAUAGAUUACAUAUACCCGCACCAAAAGUAUACUUGUGGUGUUCAGAUGCUAGCAAAAGCAAAGUGGGUGCGGAAUAUAUUAUUAUGGAGAAAGCUGGAGGAAUUCCACUUUCGAAAAUCUGGGAUGAUAUAGAUGUCAUGCGGAAGUCGAAAAUUGUGGAAAAUAUUGUGUUGUUUGAAAAGUCUCUUGCGUUGAACCCGUUUCCUGCGUACGGCAGCUUGUACUAUGCCGAUGGCGAUACUACAGAAGGCUUUACAGAAAGUGGCUUCACUGUUGGCCCUACCAAUAACCGAAAAUACUUUGAUGACGGAAGACGCUCAUUAAACCUAGAUCAAGAUUACAUUGCUGCCAAUGUAAAGAGGGAACGUGUAUCAAUCACUUCCCUAGGCGCCUCCCCAAGGCUCCAGGGGAUUUUCAAUGGCCCUGGUUUCUAUCAUCCAUCAAAAACUGCAAAGCUCCGUGCAUUGGAUCUAUAUUUGUCUAUAUCAAAAUACAUUCUUCCCAAAAACAAAGAGACCCAUAAAGGUGUCCUAUGGCAUCCCGAUCUCCACACAGACAAUAUCUUCGUUGACCCGCAAGAUCCAACCAAGAUAACAUGCUUGAUUGACUGGCAAGCAGCUCAUAUUGCGCCCCUCUUCCUACAGGCUCGUCGGCCAGCAUUCCUAGAUUUCGAUGGCCCUAUCCCAGAAAGGCUUAAGUUCCCUUCCUUGCCAGAAAACUUCGACAAUCUGCAACCUGAAGAGAAACUUAAUACGAAGAAGCUCAGGGAUGAGCAAGCAUUAUAUGUCCUCUAUGAAAUUGAGUUGCUGCGGCAAUGCCGAGCCGCAGGGUCAGCAUUACAUGGUCGUGAUACGUUGGUGAGUCGGCUGACAGGUCUUGCUGGAUCACUUUUUACCGAUGGAGAGCCUGUAGUACUUGGCUACCUGAUGCAAGCCGUUGACAGAUGGGGCGAAAUAGCGGGACGGGAUGCCACUGGAGAUCCAGUUAUCCCCUGUUCUAUUACUUUCACAGAUGCGGAGAGGACUAAGCAACAGAUAGAUCAAGAGAAAUGGAAAAAAGGUGUCGAAUUGAUGGAUGAAGUCGUUCAAUCUUUGGGCGCAUAUAGUGGCUGGGAUGGAUUUGUGAGCCAUGACGACUACCAGGCUAGGAAGCAGCAAUUUAUUGCCUCGCAAGACGCUUUCUUGCAGCGUAUGGCUGGAUCAGACGAAGGCUCCGCGAUGCAAGCAAUAUCCCCCUUGAGGAGAUGAUAUCUAUUGGCGAUGCGAUAUUCCCAGGGGGUAAUGAUUGUCCAGCUAAGGAGAUUGGUCUAAAGACUGUCUGUGUUCGGGACCCGGAUGGAACGCUGGCUGCGAUUACUGCGAUCAUUGCAUGUCUGUCGUAAGAUACUACAUGAAGUAAAUAUCACAGGGAAAAAUCAAGAUUAAGAGGGAACACCCUCGAAUACUUCAGCUGGAAUAGAUACCUGAUAAAGAUUAAUCAAGCAUCACUGCGGACUUCAUCAACGCUUCCUUUACGGAGUAAUUAGCUAGUGAAUAGGUAGUUAACUCUCUAUUUUCCUCUGGUGCGUCGCUUCCUGCAUCAAUUGACCGCAAAACUACCUGCUAGGUAGUUAGAGAAUUAUGUAGCUAUUAUAAUAAUUAUAUAGAUCCAUGCAGC
Molecule: messenger RNA, 2101 nt
Organism: Trichophyton rubrum CBS 118892
Lineage: Eukaryota; Fungi; Ascomycota; Eurotiomycetes; Onygenales; Arthrodermataceae
Exons: 3
Coding region: 1-1692 (563 amino acids)
Cellular component (GO): mitochondrion
Source: RefSeq, a predicted model, not a curated record